UACUCACCGCCAGCACGUAAAACUCUACAAAUUUCCUCUCCCGCUUCGCUUGUUUGUCUGUGUUCGAAACCCUACAUUCAUUUCCCCUGCAAUCAUGAAGCUCGUUAGGUUUUUGAUGAAGCUGAACAAUGAGACGGUCUCAAUCGAGCUAAAAAAUGGAACUGUUGUCCAUGGAACUAUCACAGGUGUGGAUAUCAGCAUGAAUACACAUUUGAAGGCUGUGAAGCUUACUCUAAAGGGUAAAAAUCCAGUCACCAUGGAUCAUUUAAGUGUGAGGGGCAACAACAUCAGAUAUUAUAUUCUACCUGACAGCUUGAAUCUCGAGACUUUACUUGUUGAAGAGACACCGAGGGUCAAGCCGAAGAAACCAACUGCAGGGAAGCCUAUGGGACGUGGACGAGGACGUGGACGUGGGCGCGGUCGUGGUCGUGGACGCUAGAUUUGUUGCAGUUGUUUCAAGUUUUGAGACCGGUAGUGUAAACACUUGUAUUGUAGCGAAGGAUUCUGAAUUUAGUGACGGUAUAGCAAUUCACUGCUCAAUCUCAUGUGUUUAUUACAACGUUAUCCAGUUGUUUUUCUAUGAUUGACGUAGCCUUACUAUGUUUUUUUUGAUGCCUGGGGUCUGUUAUUGAUUUACACUCUAAUAGCAUCACAAUGAUCAAACUCUGGCAUGACUCUAGAUUGGA
Messenger RNA from Cucurbita moschata (crookneck pumpkin), 686 nucleotides. RefSeq names its product small nuclear ribonucleoprotein SmD1b-like. Gene Ontology annotation, cellular component: pICln-Sm protein complex; catalytic step 2 spliceosome; U12-type spliceosomal complex. The coding region runs from base 95 to 439 and encodes 114 amino acids. The transcript is spliced from 4 exons. Lineage: Eukaryota; Viridiplantae; Streptophyta; Magnoliopsida; Cucurbitales; Cucurbitaceae. Gene Ontology annotation, biological process: RNA processing; spliceosomal snRNP assembly. Gene Ontology annotation, molecular function: RNA binding. The record is from RefSeq and is a predicted model, not a curated record.